GCACCGGGCCCAGCACGACCGCCGCGGCCGUCAACCUGCCGCCCAUCGCCGCGAGCGACGGCGCCGCGUCCGGCCCGCCCAGGAAGGCCAGCGCGUCCGGCCCGCCGCCCUCGCACUCGGCCUCGCCCUCGCCGGCGCCCUCGCUGUCCUUCCAAAACAUGCGGCCCGAGACCGAGUGGAACGACCUGCCGGAGCACAUGGUGGCGCAGCCGGGGAAGAGCAACGGCGGCGGCGGCGGAGGAGGAGGAGGAGGGCUGCAGCCUCCGCGGAGCGGCAGCGCCUCGGGAGCGAGCUCGCGGAGCAGCUCUGCCGUGCGCAAGAAGAAGGACCGUGCCUACCCCGCCGCGGCGUUUGGCCAGUGA
Messenger RNA from Thyridium curvatum, 362 nucleotides. RefSeq lists its product as uncharacterized. NCBI's taxonomy places the organism in Eukaryota, Fungi, Ascomycota, Sordariomycetes, Thyridiales, Thyridiaceae. The annotation marks the transcript as partial. The transcript has a single exon. The record is from RefSeq and is a predicted model, not a curated record.